UUCCCUCAUUUAUUUUAUCAAGUCAACACUUGUUCAGCGGGGGUUAGAAGAAGAAUAAAAUCUGAGAAUGGAUUCGUCUCAGGGAAGCUCAGCUGCUACGAUUGUGAUUCCAAACAACAACAACGAGAAGCUGAUCGGUCUGCUUCAUGAUACUGGUUCUACUGAAAUUGUGGUCUUGUGCCAUGGCUAUCGAUCUAACAAGAAUGACCCAGUCAUGAUAAGUGUUGCUACUGCUAUAGAGAAAGAAGGGAUCAGCGCUUUCCGUUUUGAUUUCUCUGGGAAUGGAGAGAGUGAAGGCAGUUUCUAUUUUGGUAACUACAACUACGAAGCUGAUGAUCUACGUUCUGUUAUCCGAUACUUCACUAACAUGAACCGUGUGGUUCCUAUCAUUCUCGGCCACAGUAAAGGAGGUGAUGUGGUUCUCGUCUAUGCCUCCAAGUACCACGAUAUCUGCAAUGUAAUCAAUCUUUCGGGACGAUAUGAUCUAAAGAAAGGCAUAGGAGAGCGUCUUGGGGAAGAUUUUUUGGAAAGAGUUAAGCAACAAGGAUUCAUUGAUGUUAAAGAAGGAAACUCCGGGUAUCGUGUUACCAAGGAGAGCUUAAUUGAGAGGUUGAACACUGAUAUGCAUGAAGCUGGUCUCAAGAUUCACAAAGAAUGCAGGGUCUUGACGGUUCAUGGAUCCGCGGAUGAGGUAAUACCCCUGGAAGAUGCCAAGGAGUUUGCGAAGAUCAUACCGAACCACAAGCUGGAGAUUGUGGAAGGAGCUGAUCAUUGUUAUACCAAACAUCUAAGUCAACUAGCUACAACAGUUAUGGAGUUCAUAAAGACAGUCAUUGUGACCAACUAGUUUUUUUCCCCCUUUUAAAGUAAUGUUCAUGAUGCGCAAUUUGGUUUGUUUUUGGGUUUAAGAAUAAUGGUAACCAAAAUUAAAUUCUUCGUUAAUUAAGCGCUCUUGCUGCAGCACAUGAGACUUACACGAAACUGUGUUAUAUGUCAAUAUUAUUUUUGUUAA
Camelina sativa (false flax) is the source of this 1012-nucleotide messenger RNA. RefSeq lists its product as uncharacterized. Gene Ontology annotation, cellular component: cytosol. NCBI's taxonomy places the organism in Eukaryota, Viridiplantae, Streptophyta, Magnoliopsida, Brassicales, Brassicaceae. The record is from RefSeq and is a predicted model, not a curated record.